Molecule: messenger RNA, 726 nt
Organism: Sabethes cyaneus
Lineage: Eukaryota; Metazoa; Arthropoda; Insecta; Diptera; Culicidae
Exons: 5
Coding region: 1-726 (241 amino acids)
Biological process (GO): G protein-coupled receptor signaling pathway
Cellular component (GO): neuron projection
Source: RefSeq, a predicted model, not a curated record
AUGCUUCAAGUAACGACAGACCGGACGGCCGGAAGGCGCAGCAGUUCCAUCGGUUGUCGUUCGAUUGUCGGCCGGCGAACGUCGAUGUACAUCAACCAGACUCAGCACGAUCGGGAUCCAUUCAAGCUCAUUCUCGAAAUCAACAGCGAGGUAGCGCUCUUCAGGGACCUUCUGAUACACGUCGGACAGGCGCGGGAUUGCCCGGAGCUGCGAGAGAAGAUCCGAAAACUGCGGAGAUCCUGCGUGGAAGCCUGCAAACACACGGCAGCGUUGAUAUUACCGCAAAUACGAACAGCACUGGCCGAAGGCAUCCUGGCAGAUAAUCCACACCUGGUGCUGCUGUUCUACCUAGCUCAACUGUUUCUACGGGAACUAAUCAAAAGCCACCGCUUGGUGCAGGUCAUUCCUAUGGAUAUGUCCGGUUACUACGAAAACCGCGCCGGGCCGUCGAACCUCGGCAACGUGAUAAGCCAAAUACUGUUAUGCAAGCAAAUUACCCCCGACUUCAACCAGGAGGAACUGUGCAGCAUAACCAAGGACUCGCAGGAAAUCGCCCGGAUACUGCAGGAUCUGCAGGAGUUUAUGCCGCAGCAAGAAACCUACCUGGAACGCACCAUCGCGCUGACGACCGAAAUUAACGGACCGUGGCCAGCCAAGCGUCGACGGGGUUCGCUCUACAAAAACAUGGGUCUGCUCUGUUGUGUUUCGAGGCCAAACUACCUAUGA